AAAUUAACCACGGUCUAGAAUAACCAUGGUGAGUCGAUUGAAACUUCAGUACUGCAAGAUAAUCCUGGCCACGUCCCUUGUCUGGUUCCUGCUUGAUGUUGUCCUGCUCAUGUACUACACAGACUGUGCCACGCACGCGUCCGUUGACUGUCAGAACACAAAUAACAAUGAGAAACCAGUCAAAAAAUCUGAGGAGUCGUUGUUGCAGAGGAUUUUACCAAAAGAGCCUGUCGCCCCGGACGAACCAGCAGGCAUUCCACCCACCCGCAUCAAAUACAUAACACCGACAAAAAUGCCCAAACCAAAAGAGCCCCCAAAGCCACAUAAACUGCCUGAUUUUAUUCCAGGUCUGAUGGGCCGGCCAAGUAUGCCUGGUGACAUGGGAAAGCCUGUCAGUAUCCCAGCAGACAGACUGGAGGAAUCCAAGGACAAGUUCAAGAUCCAUCAGUUCAACCUUGUGGCUAGUGAUAUCAUGUCCCUCAAUAGAACCCUGCCAGAUUACAGGAUCCCUGGGUGUCGAAAUAAGAAAUACCCUCCAGUUUCCAAGCUGCCAGACACGAGUGUAGUGAUCGUAUUCCAUAAUGAGGCCUGGUCUACACUGCUACGUACCAUCCACAGUGUGAUCAACCGCUCUCCACCCGAGCUACUGAAGGAGAUAAUUCUGGUUGAUGAUGCCAGUGAACAUGAGGAGCUGGGGGAGAAGUUGGACGCCUACCUGGCUACGCUGCCGGUCCACUGUUACGUGCUGCGUACAGAGGAGCGCACAGGGCUCAUACGAGCACGACUCAAAGGUGCUGCCAAAUCGAAGGGCAAGGUGAUCACAUUCCUGGACGCUCACUGUGAGGCCACGGAAGGCUGGCUGGAACCUCUCAUGGCAGAGAUCUACCAUGACAGGACCUCAGUGGCGUGUCCCAUUAUAGACGUGAUCAGUGAUGACACGUUUGAGUACAUCACGGGGUCAGACAUGACAUGGGGAGGGUUCAACUGGAAACUGAACUUCCGCUGGUACCCUGUUCCACAGCGAGAGCUGGACAGACGUGCUGGCGACCGCUCACAGCCUGUGAGGACACCCACCAUGGCCGGGGGUCUAUUCUCCAUAGACCGAGACUACUUUUACGAAGUGGGAUCGUAUGACGAGGGCAUGGACAUCUGGGGAGCAGAGAAUCUCGAGAUGUCAUUCAGAGUGUGGAUGUGCGGUGGUAAGGUGUUGAUUGUCACCUGCUCCAGGGUGGGUCAUGUGUUCAGGAAGACUUCGCCGUACUCUUGGCCAGGGGGCGUGGCCAAGAUCAUCAAUCACAACACACAGAGGAUUGUGGAGGUGUGGAUGGACGAGUACAAGGACUUCUUCUAUAAGAUCAACCCUGGCGUUAAGAACACAGAGUAUGGCGAUGUGUCGGCACGGAAGGAGUUCAGAGAGAACAAGCAGUGCAAGAGUUUUAAGUGGUACCUGGAGAACAUCUACCCUGAGUCACAGAUGCCUGUCGAGUACCAUGCACUGGGGGAGAUCAAGAACAAGCAGACAGGGGGUUGUGUUGACAGUAUGGGACGUAAGUCGGGAGAGAAAGUUGGCCUGGUCCACUGUCACGGCAUGGGGGGAAAUCAGAUAUUCUCGUACACCAGUAAGCAGGCCCUGCAGACAGAUGACGUGUGUCUCGAUGUGUCUGCGAUAGGCGGCCCCGUGAAGCUGUUCCAAUGUCACGGGCUGGGGGGUAACCAGAAGUGGGAGUAUAGUCGGGAGACUCACGAGUUACGGCACGUGAACAGUAAUCAGUGUCUAGGAAAGGCGAGCGAUGCAGACAAAGAGGCGCCCUCAAUAGGCCCUUGUGACGGUUCAGAGGGACAGAAGUGGACAUUUUCUGACAUGAAAAUGUGACAUACUUGAGUGAUAGGACUAUACAAUCAAACCAAAUCAUGGGUUUACUGGUUCGAACUCAAGUACGAAACCUUACAUAAAAAGCUAAAGUGUGAUAAAACAAAUUGUAGGUAUUACAAUUUAAAUGUUCGAUGCUGUCUAACAUGACAACAAAGUGUAACAAAACUAGAGAAAAUAAACUAAUUGCGUGUGGAAUGAUAUCAUUGGCGGUAAAUGUAUUUCUUACUUAACUACAUAGUGCGAUAAAGCUGGUGCAGUAGAUACGUAAUUUGUGGGUAUAAGGAUUUGAAUUUGAAAAACAAAACAUUCUUACAUGAAAGCAAAGUGUGAUAUACAACAGGUGGAGUAAUUUGGACAGUUCCUGGCAGUUCCACUGCUGUGACGGUUGCAUGUUGUUAAGGAGAUUAAAUCGCUAUGGUGCUGUGUGUAGCUGUGAACUGUGGCUGUAUGAAUCUAGUCUGCAACUGGGAUUGGGAUCACCAAAGGUUUCCAAGAAUGGGAUCCAAUAAUGGGAUCAUCAAAUUGUCAUCCCAUUAUAUCUGCACUCUAGCCAUCUUGUGUGUCCCUGGAUUCAUGCGUUUAAGUGUGAAACUUGUUGAUUGUGUACAGCAAGAAGGGGCCUUCCGUCGCUUAAAUAUACCAUUCAAAGCAUUUAAAUGAAUUUUAAGGUGCAGCCAUGAUUGUUAGAAGUACAGGCAUUGUUGUCAGUUUACAAGUAAUUGCUGUCAGUUGUCAGCAAAAGCCUACAAGCUCAAUGACCCUUAAGUAUAAAGUUAAUCAGCAAACAAUAUUAUAUUUUGUUCUUACAUUGUCUCAAGUGAUAAAAUUAAGAUGUGUUUCAGUUUUUUUCCUUGACAAGCCACUUCUUUGUUUAUUACACAGCUCUGUUUGAAUGGUAUUGCCAUUUUUAUAAUAGAUAUUUAUACGGCGUUAUUUAUUUGUCCACUAAUUAGAUAAAUGUACAUCUGUAUUUAACUGUAUUGUUCUCUUAAGAUUUUGUGAGUCAUUUGUUGUUGUACUUUUUUACAUUGGAUACCUGCUUAAACGGUUUUCUGCUUGUGAAUAGUUGUAAGUCUAUAGUGAUUCAAUUUGAAGAUUUUUUAUACCCUUUUCCACUUAGAUACGUAUUUUGACACACUUGUAGUCACUCAGAGAGUUAAAUUUAAUUAUAGACCUUUCUUGUUAGAUUCAAAUGUUAAAGGCUUCAUCUCCAACCCUGAUUUGCAGCAAAAAGCAUACAACCUGAACAGACUGCGAGUUACUCACAGGCUGUUCUGGUUUUAUGCUGGUUGCAAAAGCCAUUUUCACUUUGCUUCUGAGUGGGAAGGGUUAAUGAAGUUUUGGGAUGAUAAGAGAGAUUUAUGUUUUUAAGCGUGUCUGUGUCUGGCAUUGUCUAGUGUAAUCUAAGCAACUUAGUUGAGGGUAGUUGCAAGGAAGGCUACUGUGUCAAAACAAUCGAUUACAUUGAGCAUGGCUCUGGGAAAACCGGGCUUAAUGCAUGGUGCGAUAAGUUUCGUCACAGGACUGCCCAGGCUUAAUGCAUGGUGUGAUAAGUGUCGUCCCAGGACUGCACAGGCUUAAUGCAUGGUGCGAUAAGUGUCGUCCAAGGACUGCACAGGCUUAAUGCAUGGUGCGAUAAGUGUCGUCCCAGGACUGCACAGGCUUAAUGCAUGGUGCGAUAAGUGUCGUCCCAGGACUGCACAGGCUUUAUGCAUGGUGCGAUAAGUGUCGUCCAAGGACUGCACAGGCUUAAUGCAUGGUGCGAUAAGUGUCGCCCCAGGACUGCACAGACUUAAUGCAUGGUGCGAUAAGUGUCGUCCCAGGACUGCACAGGCUUAAUGCAUUGUGCGAUAAGUGUCGUCCAAGGACUGCACAGGCUUAAUGCAUUGUGCGAUAAGUGUCGCCCCAGGACUGCACAGACUUAAUGCAUGGUGCGAUAAGUGUCGUCCAAGGACUGCACAGGCUUAAUGCAUUGUGCGAUGUGUCGCCCAAGGACUGCACAGGCUUAUCAGGAAAGGCACUUUCUUCAGAGACUGGAAUUUAGUUUAAAUAAAAAAUUCCAUAAAAGCGGACAUCCCUGGUAAGCCUGUUCAAACUGCACAGGCCAAUUUUGGCCGACACUUAAUGCAUCUGCAUUAAACCCCAUUAUCCCAGAUCACUGCUCAAUUCUAAAGCUGGAUCUUGAAUUUAAGCCCUUAUUAAGGAGUUCAUGUGUUGCCUGAUUAUUGUUUUCUUUUAUCUUGUCAUCAUACCAAGUGGCCACAGGUGUUUGGCCCAUGGCAGAGUCACUAAGACACUAUCAAUAUGUCAUGAAACAAUUUUCAUCGCCAUGACCAACAAAAAAAAUCUGAUAUAUUAUAUAGGUUCUUGUAUAUAUUAUUUUAUUUUUUACGUCAAAGUGAUUGAUAGUGUUUAAGUGACUUGGCCACGCGCAAAACACCUGUGCGAGCUAGUGACUUGUCAAUAUUGUUCAUGAACAUUCCAUUUAUUGCUUUAGCUUGUACAUAUUAACAUGAAUCUUACAUAAAUUAUUUCCUGAAGGGCAGUACGUUUAUUCUGUAAUAUCUGUUAUUUUUUUAACGGUUAGAGUUAGGGUUAGGGACCUAACUCUGAAUGUUACAUAAAUUAUUUCCUGAAGGGUAGUACGUUUAUUCUGUAAUAUCUGUGAAUUUUUUAAGGAAGUAUCAUAGCGAAAUCCUGUCUUGGGAAAAGUUUCUUGCGGACAGCACAGGCUAGUCUGGGACGACGCUUUACACACACAUUAUUACGCCUUUACUGACAGAGCAAGGCUUGUUUUUAUACCUUAACGGUUGAUUACAUUUUAAUGUUUCUGCUAUUUACAAAUCAAGCUAGUAACAUUUAUAUAGAAUAAAGAACGUUUGGCUUUGUUGUGAUAUCUCAUUAUGUCCGUAAACUCAACAUAUUGCCUACAAUAAAAUUUUAAUGGAGCAUUUUAAGGAAUUGAAACACACGUAGAUGUUUUUGUCUUUUAAUUAUUAGUUUCUUAUGAGUGAUAACAGUAGAUAUUAUCAAAUGCUAAACCUUGCCGCUAUUCAGUAUUUUUUACAUAAUAAAAACUAUUCUAGCAGUGUGUUACAUAAUGCUUAUAUUUAACCAUAUAUUUUUUAUGCCCCCCUUUGAAGAAGAGGGAGUAUAUUGCUUUGCUCAUGUCGGUCUGUCGGUCGGUCUGUCGGUCCGUCCACCAGGUGGUUGUCAGACGAUAACUCAAGACUGCAUGGGCCUAGGAUCAUGAAACUUCAUAGGUACAUUGACCAUGACUCGCAGAUGACCCUAUUGAUUUUGAGGUCACUAGGUCAAAGGUCAAGGUAGAUUGAUCAUGACUUGCAGAUGACCCCUAUUGAUUUUGAGGUCACUAGGUCAAAGGUCAAGGUCACGGUGACCCGAAAUAGUAAUAUUGGUUUCCGGAUGAUAACUCAAGAACGCAUACGCCUAGGAUCAUGAAACUUCAUGGGUAGAUUGAUCAUGACUCGCAGAUGACCCCUAUUGAUUUUGAGGUCACUAGGUCAAAGGUCAAGGUCACUGUGACCCGAAAUAGUAAAAUGGUUUUCGGAUGAUAACUCAAGAACGCAUACGCCUAGGAUCAUAAAACUUCAUAGGUAGAUUGAUCAUGACUUGCAGAUGACCCCUAUCGAUUUUGAGGUCACAAGGUCAAAGGUCAAGGUCACGUUGACCUGAAAUAGUAAAAUGAUUUUUGGAUGAUAACUCAAGAACGCUUUUGCCUAGGAUCAUGACACUUCAUAGGUACAUUGAUCGUGACCCGCAGAUGACCCCUAUUGAUUUUGAGGUCACUAGGUCAAAGGUCAAGGUCACAGUGACAAAAAUCGUAUUCACACAAUGGUUGCCACUACAACGGACAGCCCUUGUCUCUAGGUUAUUGCUUGGUGUGCUAUUUUUAAUUAAUUAGUAAAUCAGAUAUUUAUCAAUUUACCUCUUAUUUUAAUUAGGUAAAUAAGUCAACUUUCCUGUAUCAAUUUUUUUGUAUAACGCCCACUAUCUAUAUUCGGUAAAAUAUUUGCGAUAACUUACUUUAAUAAUCAAUUGCAUAAAUUAUAUUUCCCAACAAUUGUUUGGUAUCUAUUUUAUUUGUUAUGAGAAAAACUUUACUGAUGUAACUUGCUUUCUUAAUGAAUUGCAUAACUUGCCAUCUACAAGUGUUUUGUAUCUAUUGCUUUUUAUGUGAGAAUCUUUACGAGCGAGCAACCAAACAGUUUUACUUAAAAUAUAAAAUAACCACAGCUAGUGUUCUUUCCUUAUCAGUGUGAUUGUUAUUAUUUGUGUUUGUUUUAAUGUACAAUUUUAUGAAUGAAACAAAAGAGAGGGAUACGUUUGAAUUGUUUGUUUAUUUGAUCCUGGCUCUGGGAAAAACUUGGCUUUAUGCAUGUGGCUUAAGUGUAGUGCCAGAUUAUCUUGCGCAGUCUCAACAGGUCAAACAGGGGCGAUACUUUCGGCCUUAAUUUCGAUACACUUGAAGUGGAAAGUGUCAUCCCUGACCAGCCUGUGUGGACUGCACAGGCUAAUCUGUUACUACACUUCCCACAUCCAUUAAAACCCCUGACCAGCCUGUGCGGACUGCACAGGCUAAUCUGUGACUACACUUCGCACAUCCAUUAAGACCCCUGACCAGCCAGUGCGGACUGCACAGGCUAAUCUGUGACUACACUUCGCACAUCCAUUAUGACCCCUGAUCAGCCAGUGCGGACUGCACAGGCUAAUCUGGGACUACACUUUGCACAUCCAUUAAGACCCGUUUUCCCAGAGCGCGGCUCAUGUAUAUUGUUAUUGUUAUAGGGUGUAAAAAAUAUUGGUAUGUAUGGCUUAUGGUAAAGAUAUCAAAGGGAAAUAUAUUAUGGUACAUUAUAAGUUAUAAAUAUAUAUUUGGUACCAAAAUUUUGUUAUGAAGAUAUAUUAAAAAUGCAGAUAUAUUAAACAUGCUGUUUUUAUAGUAUAAAUAAUAUAUGUGUGUCAUGUCA
This is a messenger RNA of Dreissena polymorpha, 6864 nucleotides long. Its product is annotated as polypeptide N-acetylgalactosaminyltransferase 13-like. Lineage: Eukaryota; Metazoa; Mollusca; Bivalvia; Myida; Dreissenidae. The coding region runs from base 26 to 1873 and encodes 615 amino acids. The transcript has 14 exons. The record is from RefSeq and is a predicted model, not a curated record. Gene Ontology annotation, cellular component: Golgi apparatus.